Molecule: messenger RNA, 1651 nt
Organism: Physcomitrium patens
Lineage: Eukaryota; Viridiplantae; Streptophyta; Bryopsida; Funariales; Funariaceae
Biological process (GO): beta-D-galactose catabolic process via UDP-galactose, Leloir pathway; glucose metabolic process
Molecular function (GO): carbohydrate binding; aldose 1-epimerase activity
Source: RefSeq, a predicted model, not a curated record
AGGAGAAAGACUCGGACGAGCGUCUGGACGUGAGGCAGUUUGUAGGUUCUGGCUGGGAAAGUAGCGUACGCGGCAGAGAUCGCAGAGGGGGGCGCAAGAAGACGAGUUCGGCAUUCAUAAUUUGGCAACUGUGGGACUCGGUGAGUAAGCAUGGGUGUGAGCAAGGGCAACUUGACGGAAGAGUGCGUUGGAGAUGGGGUGUUCCUCUAUACUUUGGAGCGCGGGGGCGUGCGCGCCGUCUUCACCAACUGGGGCGCCACGCUCAUGUCGCUGUGUGUGCCUGAUGCACGAGGAGAAAUCGGUGAUAUUGUCUUGGGUUUUGACACCUUGGGCCCUUACACGGAUGGCACAUCACCAUAUUUUGGAGCAAUAGUUGGUCGCGUUGCAAACAGGAUCGCGCGCGGCACUUUCAUCCUCGAUGGGGAGCGCUUCACAUUGCCAGUUAACAAUGGACCCAACUCCCUGCAUGGUGGUUACGUCGGGUUUGACAAAGUUUUGUGGGAAGCGAGGAAGGUGACGGACGGCAAUGGCCCUUCAGUACAGUUCACUUACCACAGCCAUGACGGUGAACAAGGGUAUCCGGGUGACCUUGAUGUCUCCGUGACUUACACCCUAAGCAGCGAUUGUGAGCUCCGGACAGAAAUGGAGGCCAAGCCAGUGAACAAGGCUACUCCUGUGAAUCUUGCCCAGCAUAGCUAUUUUAAUCUCGCGGGCCAUGGAAGUGGGGAUGUGCUUCAACACCGUGUGCGGUUAUGGAGCACAAGCUACACUCCCCUGGACGACACCCAAAUUCCAACGGGUGAAAUUGUACCAGUUCGAGGCACCGCGUUUGACUUCACUGAAGAGGCAUCCAUCGGCAGCCGCAUCAACGACGUCCCUGGAGGAUACGACCACAACUUCGACCUCCGAAGCGGCCUCGAAGAUCCUGCAGGGGAUUUGCAUCCUUUGAAUGGAGGUGACUUGCUCGGGGAUGGACUCCGCAUCGCCGCCAAGGUCUGGGACCCCGUUAGCAGGCGCGCCAUGGAGGUCUUCACCACGGCACCUGGAGUCCAGUUCUACACCGGCAACUAUGUGGAUGGGAUAGUUGGCAAAGGCGGAGCUGUGUACAACAUUCACGCAGGCCUGUGCCUUGAGACUCAAGGAUUUCCUAAUGCUGUCAACGACUCAAGGUUUCCUUCCAUCAUUGUCCGCCCCGGUGAAACCUACAGGCAUGUCAUGGUGCACAAAUUCUACACCCAGUCUUGAGUAGUCGUGAUGUUUUGAAGCCGAUGCAUACUCCUCGGAGGCUCUUCACAACUGUACAUUCUCGUGAAGCUCUAUUAUGAGGAGGAGCGGAGCCAGCAUGCAGCGGACUAACCUGGUUAGACUUCUUCACUUUUGUAUAGUAGCGCGGAAAUGACACCGUGAGGGUUCAGCUCUGGAUUAAAUGCCAUGUUGUGCGAAUGUGUACCAGGACAGGCUCAUCUGCGAAUCAUUAAACUUCGCAAUCCAUGCUAUUUUUAAUCUUUGCCCUUGCGAUCUUAGCUGUCUUCGUCAUUCCUCUUGCAAUUUAUUCUAUUUUGCAUCUUUGCUCUUGCAAACUUAGCUAUCAUCGUCUUAGCUCUUGCAAUCAUUGUACGUAACCACCUUUACUGCGCCAUCUUUUUUGUUC